Messenger RNA from Poeciliopsis prolifica (blackstripe livebearer), 1529 nucleotides. RefSeq names its product family with sequence similarity 110 member C (gene fam110c). Bases 114 to 1133 code for a protein of 339 amino acids. Lineage: Eukaryota; Metazoa; Chordata; Actinopteri; Cyprinodontiformes; Poeciliidae. The transcript has a single exon. The record is from RefSeq and is a predicted model, not a curated record.
GGAUUCAUGCUCAGGCAAAGAGCGGGCUUGAAUGGAAUCCCGUCGCUGUGACUCUGUACGCAGGGAUAUUUGACUCCUCGGAAAAAACAAUUUGGAAAACUUGUGAGUAUACAAUGGAGACAAGUAGUGAUACCACAAAAAUCCUUGAAAAGGGUCCGGAAUACCUCCGGAAGCAAAUGGAACUGGAGAGUGAGACAAAGGGACGUAUGAGUGCUGUGGAGAGGCUUGCUGCGAGUAAACCAAAGUAUGUCAAAAGUCAGCAAGUGGUCAACUCUACCCAGGAGCCAGUGAUUAGUCUUGGAUCAGCAUCUGCGAAUAGCACCGGGUCUUCAAGCCAAAGCAUAAACUGCAAUGGAAAUCUUGUCUCUGGGAGUACCUCAUCAGGGCAUAAAGAUGUUCCACAACUCUGUUUACCGGGACAACCACAUCAGCCCAUUGGAAAGAAAAGACCAGACUCUAUUCUGCUUUACAGACAGAAAUGUGACUUGCGCCGAGGAUCAGUACUCAAGAACCGAAGGCACACCACAUCUAGAAAGUUGCCAGUUAAUUCCGGGGAUAAACAUGUUCCUGUUCUUCUGGUUGCUGACAGGAAAUAUGAUCAUGAAGGCAGCAAGGAAAAAAUCAGCACACCUGAGGGAAAAGCAAAGGAAUGUAGCAUCGGUGUAGCUAUUUCUCUGUCGGAGAACAAGUCUAAUGGAGCAACAGAGGACAACACCGAAAAGCCAGCAGCUGGUGGUCUCCUUGCAGUUCCUGAGAUUGAGAGGAAAACUGGCAAGGGAGUGAACCGUUCCCAUUCAGAUAUCAGCUCCAGGUACUCUAAAAACUUUGCAGACUUUGAUGCAUUUUUCAAGUACUGCGGCCUGGACGGUGAGGUGAUUGAGACCUUGGGGAGGGAGAACUUCUCGGCUCGCUCUGAUGAGAUUGUGAGAAACAUUCGGAGCGUCAGCAUCUCCACAUCCGAUGAUGGCUUCUCAAGGGACAGCGGUGACAGCGAUGGGCUUCUUGAGAAAGAGCUGCACAAUAAAACACAGCAAGGCACAUCAGUAAUUGAACGCAACGCACGUAUCAUCAAAUGGCUGUACAGCUGCAAAAACGCUUCGGACGCUGGAAAGAAGUUACGGGACCUUGACUGAAUGUUACAUAAAAGUUACAGAUUUUUUGGUGGAGACUAAAAUGAUUGUGACUGACUUCGAGUUCUUGCAUUCCUGACAGUAAAUAUCACCAAGUGAUGGAUUCAAGAUUGUGGGAACGUGUGUUGCUGCCAUGUUGUCUAAAAUUGUAUCUUGAGCACAAUGUGACUGAAAUAUGUGAAAACAUAUGAGUUGGAGAUGUUAUUGUACAAACUUUUUUCUGUCAUGAGAUUUUCAAACUAUAGCUAUAUUAAGUGGUUGUGAAAUGCCUUUAUCAUAUCACAAGAAAGAAUGGAGCUAUGAAAAGUAUAGGGCUAAAAGUCCAAACUCAGCUGUGGUUUAGAGAAAUUACCGUGUAUCUUGUCAUAUUCUUCUAAUAAACUAUAUUAUAUAUUUAAA